GAAGAUGAAGUUGAACUACCAUACAUCAUGAAGAAGGCAAAGACAAAGAGUAGUAAGAAAAAGAUGAAGGAAAGAGUAUAUUUUGACCCUUCAAUUCCCAAUUCACAUUUACUCUUGUGCAAGAGCUUGUGUUUUGAUUCUGUUUACCAGUUCAGAGAAGCAUUAAGAGAUUUUCAUAUAAGGACUUUGAGGUCUUUUCACUACCACAGGAACACUCCAACAAGAAUUAUUGUUUGGUGUUCACAGAGAGAGCAUGGAUGUGAAUUUUACAUCUGUGCCUCCAGGAUAGCUCAUGAAAGAACAUUUUGCAUUAAGAAGUGUAACAUGGAGCACACUUGUCCAGCAUCAGCAGAGAACACAAAAGUUACUACUAAGUGGCUUUCCAAAGAAGUUGAGCCAUCUCUUAGAGCAGAUCCUAGAGCACCUGUGGAUUCACUUAUUAAAAACAGCAAAGUCAAGUUUUCAGUUGAUGUAUCAAAGAGUGUGGCCUAUAGGGCAAGGAGGAAGGCUAUGAAGGUUGUACAAGGUGACCAGAAGGAGCAGUACUAUAGACUGAGGGACUACCUACAAGCAGUUCUUGACACAAACCCUGGUAGCAGGUGUGUAGUUACAACAUUUGAGGACCCAGAAAACCCUGCCCCAACACCUAGAUUUAAGUACAUGUUCUACUGCUUGCAUGCAUCAAAGCAAGGAUUUCUUAAUGGUUGCAGGCCCUUUAUAGGGCUUGAUGGUUGCUUCAUCAAGCUAACCACUGGACAGCAAAUACUUGCAGCCACAGGAAGAGAUGGCAAUAACAACAUCUACCCCAUAGCCUUUGGUGUGGUUGAUAAGGAAGAUUCAGAUAGUUGGACAUGGUUCCUAACCCAGCUAAGAUGUUGCAUUGGAAGUGGUAGCAAAUUUGGAACCUACACCAUUAUUUCUGACAGGCAAAAGGUAUGCACCCUAUCUUAGCCACUAGUUCAGAUAUAUAUUGUUAUUAGUAGCUUUAUUUCCUUUUGUUCAUGACCAUGGUUAUAAAUUUACAAUCAGGGUCUUCUUAAGGCUAUAAAUGAGG
Messenger RNA from Triticum aestivum (bread wheat), 1054 nucleotides. RefSeq lists its product as uncharacterized. The transcript has 2 exons. The record is from RefSeq and is a predicted model, not a curated record. Bases 28 to 951 code for a protein of 307 amino acids. Lineage: Eukaryota; Viridiplantae; Streptophyta; Magnoliopsida; Poales; Poaceae.